Aspergillus fischeri NRRL 181 is the source of this 1044-nucleotide messenger RNA. RefSeq lists its product as uncharacterized. NCBI's taxonomy places the organism in Eukaryota, Fungi, Ascomycota, Eurotiomycetes, Eurotiales, Aspergillaceae. The coding region runs from base 1 to 1044 and encodes 347 amino acids. The transcript is spliced from 3 exons. The record is from RefSeq and is a predicted model, not a curated record.
AUGAAUCCGCCUCAAAAAUGUGCUGCGGUUGUCGUGGGAGCUGGUCCUGCCGGUCUGGCCGUGGUUGGAAAUCUCCUUGAGAGGCAGCUUGGUGGGAAAAUUGCCUGGGUUGAUCCCUACUUUCAGGCCGGACGUGUGGGCAGGAAAUACCGCGAGGUUCCUAGCAACACCAAGGUCUCCUUCUUCCAAGCGUAUGCCACAGGUGUCCAGCCAUUCCGUGCAGUCAUCAGUAGUACACGGAUGCCCAAUGCUUUCACGACUCUAGCGAAACUUGACCAAGAUCAAACAUGUCUGUUGCAGCAUGGUGCAGACAUGGUUCAGGCCUUAACAGAGGGCAUUGUGAAAUUGGAUCGGGUUGUACAAUGCAAGGGUUACGUCGUUGCUGCCAAUCUGGCGGAGAAGAGGCUGGACCUUGACAAUGUUUUGAAGCCCAGUGAACUCGCCUCGUACCUUCCCCGAGACACGCCCUUGACCAUCGCCGUUGUAGGAGCUUCUCAUAGUGCCAUUCUGGCUCUGCUCAACCUGGUAGAUUUGGCCCGGAGUUCUCAUCCCCAGCUCCGCAUCAAGUGGUUUACCCGGCAUCCUCUUCGGUAUGCCGAGUACAUGGACGGUUGGAUCCUCCGAGAUAACACCGGUCUCAAGGGUCUCGCUGCGGACUUUGCUCGCCAGCAGCUCGAAGAUGAAGUUUUACCGACCUCCGAGGCAGGCCGUUUCAUCACCAAGGUCGACUGCAGCAGUGGUAAAGAAAUGGCACAGUUUAAGCUGCAGUUACCCUUCUGCACUCACAUUGUUCAGGCCAUUGGCUUCGCUCGGGAUCCGCUGCCAGAGCUUUCCGUGAAUGGUUCGCCAUUGGAGCCCGACUUUGAUCAUGAAACCGGCGGAUUCUACGAUCAACGUGGACGACUCGUUAAGGGCUUAUAUGGUGCUGGUAUAGCCUUUCCAGAGCGAACAGUUGAUCCUCACGGUAAUGUCGAGUAUGCCGUCGGGUUCUUCAAGUUCAUGAAGUUCAUCAAGCGAGUGUGUCCUCAAUGGGUUGCCGCUUAG